AUGCCCCUUUCGAAGCGGAACGAUAAGGUUCUUCGCUCCCUGGCGAGGACCGUAGGGAAGUUGUGUCAGUUCUUCGACGACAACCAGGUCUGGAAGAGUCUCCUCUCCAACGUCUAUCGAUAUGAGAACGAAAAAUGCAGCAAGUACAACGAUUUUUUAAAGUCCUAUUUAAGUAGCAGUGUUCAUUACUGCCCCACAAAGUCGAGCAAGAAAAAAUUGAGGGGUGAACUGUUUAAAUAUUUGAGGGAUAAUUUGAAAAAAGGAGGUAAGGAACCCACGGAAGAUGUAUUCCUUGUAGGUUUUACUGCCAUUCGACAUCUUGGGAGGGUUAAGAAUUCGUUGCUGUUGGCACUGUCGUCUACGGGAAAUCUGCCCAUAACGCACAGGUACAACAGUAGGGUGUGUGUUCCCAACAGGAAGAAUAUAUGGCACUGUGAUGAGGAGAAGGAUUUGUUUAAAAGGAAUUUUCACGUGGUGAAUUUUGGCGCAGUGGAGCAGGACGACUUGGUUGGGGAGGGGUCCAGUGGCAAGGGGAAGAAGCGGGGCGGGGCGUACAGGAAGGGGGAACAGGGACAGUCCGACGGGGGAAACAAAACUCCUGAUGUUAGUGCGUUUGGUGAAGCAGAUAAACCGAGCAUCCCUGCCAAACGAACAAAAAGCAGCAUCGUCCUGAAGAAGCCCAACCACAAGCAGGAAAUAAAAAAGGGGAUGAUUCUUGUGGCCCAUCCAUUGACGUCAAGUACUUUGUGGAAUAGGUCAAUCAUUCUAAUCACGCACAGGGAUAAGAGCAACCUGGUCUGCGGUAUCAUUUUAAACAAGCACCCCCUGUAUAACAGCUACAUGGGGAUGAGCAACGAUAAGGAAAUAAUAAAUAUACUAAACAAGCUUUACCUGAAGAAGCGGAAUUUCCUGGGGGAGUUCGCCGAGGGGGUUACCAAUCAUCAUGGCAGUGAUCGUAUUCGUGGUAAGGGAGAGAGCCAAGCGGUUGUCGAAAGCAGUGACCAGGUGGACAAAGCAGCAAGGAUGACCUGCCCCGUGGAGGAAGAGCCGCAAAUUGAAAACGUUCCAAGCGAUGCAAGCCAAAUGCAGGUAGAAGGAAGUGCAGAAAAGGAUAACCAACCAAAGAGGGAAGAAGAAGGCCUUGUCCUGCUGCAGAAUCAGUGCAUCGCAAAGGAAGAAGAAAAAAAUGUCAUAGAGAAAAAAUAUCAAAUUCAGACGAGGAGAGAAUCACGCUGCGAGCAUCAAAGCAGUGGAGAUGAAUUCCCAACGUUGAAAGAUUUGCAGGAAAUGUUUUUGAGGAUUCAGUUUAGGAGCUCUUCCAAACAUUAUGCGAACAGACAGAGGAAGCAAAAAAACGUCAUCCCCGCAGAUGGAAACUCCGUUGGUAUACAGCCCAAUAGGAAAAACAGCCUCUUCGUAAUGAUGGAUGAACAUUUGCUGGAUAUUAUUACCCACUACAUUAUUAAACUGAACAAGGUUCCCAUCUAUCUGAGGUUCCUCCCGUCCUACAACAUAGGAUCCAUCAUAGACAUAAAAAAGGAAAUAAAAAAGUUGCAGUUUUUAAAUGAAUUUUACAAAAUUUAUUUUGAAAAAUAUAACAAGUGGAAAGUCGUGGUGAUUAAUAAUCGUAUCCAUAUAUUCGACAAGGAGAAAAAAAAAAAAAAAAAAAAAUUCCCCCAUAUGAGUGUGCAUACGGAAUUGGGGGGAACUGCACGUGUUGAUCUAGCAGACGGAGAAGCUUCUCUGGAAAAAACGCAGAAGACGCAAAAACUCACCGAAGAGGAGAUACAACAGAUACAUAAGAAGAUCAGGAAAUUCCAGGAGACCAAUCAGUUGUGCGACGAUGAGGUGGAGGGGGACAAAGAACAUAGUGACGAAAAGGAUGGAAGGGAUAAACGUAAGGAGAGGCAGAAGGGACAAAGGAAGAAAAGCGACGGAAGGAAAUCGGUGAGAAAGUCCGGUGCAGAUGUCCAAGCGAAUGAUGAAAACUGCGUAGCGGCAGACGAUCAGGCUGAAAGUGAGUAUGACGAGGGGGACGACAAUGAGGAUUAUGACGAAGAGGAUGAGGAUGAUGAUGACGAGGAAGAUGAUAUGGAAGAGGACGAUGAGGAGGACGACGAAGAAGAGGAGGAAGACCUGGUGGAGGAAGAAGAGGAGUUAGAAGAGGAAGCUUACCAAAAUGAAGACAGUAGCGGGGGAGAGAGACUCACCCAAGUGCACACAGCGCAGGAGCAGGUGGACAGCUCCACCCCCGGUGAAGGAACCAAAGUGGAAGCAACGGUCAAUGGGAGAGAAUCAGACAAAAAGAACCACUUGGAAAGGAACCCCAUGGAAAGGAACCCGUUGAACUUCUUCUGGCUGGGAGGACCCCUACCUGGACUAACCAUUCUCCACAACAUAAAAAAGUUUUCCAAAAAUACAGUGGUCAACGAUUUUAUAUAUGAGGGGUACAACGAAAACGUGAACCUAGCCAAUUCGUCGGACGUGCAUGAAGUGGAUGGCAGGCCAGACUAUUUGGUAGCUGAAGGUGUACCCCUCGAUGGAGCGAAAAAGGAAAGCGCCCCCACGGAAGUGCAUCACCACAAUGAAGCCAAUCAAUCUGAGCAGGCAACCACCCACCAUGCGGAUCCCACGCAGGUAGAAAUAACCAACAGCGACAAGCGGAUGGAACAAACUAGCGAAGAGGAAAACAAACUCGUUAAGAGAUUCAUCGGAAAAGCUACGUGGGACAUAAACCAACUGCUGGACGAGCUGAACAACGACUAUUGGAUUGCCCUCAAUUGUGACAGCAAGGAAUUGCUCUCCAGCAUUAUUUUUAACACCGCCGGCGGGGGCAACGCUGGAAGUGCCACCAACGGAAGUGCAUACAAGGGAAGUCCGUACAAGGGAGAGUUCCUGUGGGAAAAAAUCGUGGCUUCCAUAAAUAGCGACUACGAAAGCAUAUCGAACAUUCCCCAAAGUGUCAUAGAUAGUGUGCUUCGCGAUUUUAGGGGCGUGGAAAGUGACUAG
Plasmodium coatneyi is the source of this 3009-nucleotide messenger RNA. RefSeq lists its product as uncharacterized. The record is from RefSeq and is a predicted model, not a curated record. The transcript has a single exon. Lineage: Eukaryota; Apicomplexa; Aconoidasida; Haemosporida; Plasmodiidae. The coding region runs from base 1 to 3009 and encodes 1002 amino acids.